AAUCUACAUAUCCUACUAGACAAUACUUGACGAACUUAUCACAUAUUCGAUUUCUAACCUUGUUCUUAAUGUAGCUCAAAGUAGAAAAGACUCUUUCAACACUUGUCGUGUAACCAUAAAAUCAAUUCAAAAUUAAGGGUAGCGUGUACGUAGUUUAAUUAUUAGGUAUUGAAAAUAGUUGGGGAUAAAGAAAUAGCGUUUUACUGUUGCAUGAUGUUUAAAAUAGAAUAACAAAUGAGUAGCAACAUAAUUAGAAUAUGUUUGAUAAUAGUAGUGUCCUAGGUUGGAAUAACACGGACUACCACUUAUAUUUUGUUAAUCAUAAGCAAACUAUUAUCGAAGGUAGGAUAAUCAUUUUCAAAUGUUAGGGUGUCCCGGAUUACCAAUUAUAUUUGUAUACCCAUACGAAACUACUACCGGAGGUUGGAUAAUCGUUUCACCAAAUUUUAGGGAUGUCCCGGGACACCCCUACAAGCCCAUAUAUCCGCCCCUGGGCGAGCACCUCCUCUCCCCGUGCCUUCGUCGCCUCCGCCUCCAUCCUGUCGCGUCGUGCCGCCGUUCACAGAGAUUCAACAGAGAAGGUGAGUGCCUCCUCUCUCCGCCUUCAUCGCCUCCGCCUCCCUCCCGUCGACGGGUUCCAGCCACACCUCCAUUCCCCUGGCGACUGCUGCUUCUUCCAGUUUAAAAUGGAGAGAUGGAAGGAGAGAGAGAAAUAACAGUUGCGGUGAGGAAGACGCCCAAUGAUUUAUGUUUAGUGAGUUUUUUUUAAUUUUUUUUAUUGAAUUAAACGCAACGUUUAGGUUUUUUUGUAUGCGGCUAACCGAGCCUAAAACCAAAACCAGUUGGCCGGUUAACCGUGGCUUCCUUCACGGUCGACAACCGUAGGAGGUGGCUCGGUUUAACCGAUAACCGAGAAUAUAAUUUUCGAUUGAACCGAAACCGACCGACUGACACCCCUAGGAUAUGGAGUAGGGUUGAAGAAGAGGAUAUGAGAUCUAAGUUUUUUUAUGAAUCGGAGGAUAGAAGGGGGGGGGGGGGAGGGGAGAAAAAUGAAAAUGACUUUUUUCCAGUUAAUUUCAUUUAGGUUGUUGACCUUCGUCGAGUCAGCAUUUUCGUUAGUCCAGUUAGCAUGUUAAACGACAUUAUUAAAGAAUUGAAUAGAAU
Molecule: messenger RNA, 1164 nt
Organism: Linum trigynum
Lineage: Eukaryota; Viridiplantae; Streptophyta; Magnoliopsida; Malpighiales; Linaceae
Source: the annotation of a GenBank genome assembly